This is a messenger RNA of Panthera uncia (snow leopard), 1824 nucleotides long. RefSeq names its product nectin cell adhesion molecule 3 (gene NECTIN3). Gene Ontology annotation, cellular component: adherens junction; apical junction complex. Lineage: Eukaryota; Metazoa; Chordata; Mammalia; Carnivora; Felidae. Gene Ontology annotation, biological process: homophilic cell-cell adhesion; heterophilic cell-cell adhesion; symbiont entry into host cell. The transcript has 9 exons. The coding region runs from base 93 to 1628 and encodes 511 amino acids. The record is from RefSeq and is a predicted model, not a curated record.
CGGCCGCUGCUGCCGCCGCCCAGAGCCUAAGGCGCCGGGGCCGGGGGAGCAGGGGGGGCGGGCGAGUGAGAGGGCCGGGGGGAGGGUGGGGGAUGGCGCGGACCCCGGGGCCGGCCCCGCUGUGUCCCGGAGGCGGCAAAGCACAACUUUCCUCCGCUUCUCCCCCCGGGGCCGGGCUCUUGCUGCCACCCCCGACGCCGCCGCCGCUACUGCUGCUGCUCUUCCCGCUGCUGCUCUUCUCCCGGCUCUGUGGUGCCUUAGCUGGGCCAAUUAUUGUGGAGCCACAUGUCACAGCAGUAUGGGGAAAGAAUGUUUCAUUGAAGUGUUUAAUUGAAGUAAAUGAAACUAUAACACAAAUUUCAUGGGAGAAGAUCCAUGGCAAAAGUUCACAGACUGUUGCAGUUCAUCAUCCUCAGUAUGGAUUCUCUGUUCAAGGAGAAUAUCAGGGAAGAGUCUUGUUUAAAAACUAUUCACUUAAUGAUGCUACAAUUACUCUACAUAACAUAGGAUUCUCUGAUUCUGGAAAGUACAUAUGCAAAGCUGUUACAUUCCCGCUUGGAAAUGCUCAGUCCUCUACAACCGUAACUGUAUUAGUUGAACCCACUGUGAGCCUGAUAAAAGGGCCAGAUUCUUUAAUUGAUGGAGGAAAUGAAACGGUAGCAGCCAUUUGUAUCGCAGCCACUGGAAAACCAGUUGCACACAUUGACUGGGAAGGUGAUCUUGGUGAAAUGGAAUCCACUACAACUUCUUUUCCAAAUGAAACGGCAACAAUUGUCAGUCAGUAUAAGCUGUUUCCAACCAGAUUUGCUAGAGGAAGGCGAAUUACUUGUGUUGUAAAACAUCCAGCCUUGGAAAAGGACAUCCGAUAUUCUUUCAUAUUAGAUAUACAGUAUGCUCCUGAGGUUUCAGUAACAGGCUAUGAUGGGAAUUGGUUUGUAGGAAGAAAAGGUGUUAAUCUCAAGUGUAAUGCUGAUGCAAAUCCACCACCCUUCAAAUCUGUGUGGAGCAGGUUAGAUGGACAGUGGCCUGAUGGUUUAUUGGCUUCAGACAAUACUCUUCAUUUUGUCCAUCCAUUGACUUUCAAUUAUUCUGGUGUUUAUGUCUGUAAAGUGACCAAUUCCCUUGGUCAAAGGAGUGAUCAAAAGGUCAUCUACAUUUCAGAUGUUCCAUUUAAGCAGACCUCCUCCAUAGCCGUAGCUGGCGCCGUAAUUGGAGCCGUCCUUGCCCUUUUCAUCAUUGCUAUCUUUGUGACUGUGCUGCUGACUCCUCGAAAAAAGAGACCAUCCUAUCUUGACAAAGUGAUCGACCUUCCACCCACACAUAAACCACCUCCUAUGUAUGAAGAACGAUCUCCCCCUUUGCCUCAAAAAGACCUUCUAUAUCAGACCGAACACUUGCCUCUGCAGACUCAGUUCCGAGAAAGAGAGGUGGGCGGCCUCCAGCACUCUAAUGGGCUAAGUCGCAGGAGAGUGGACUAUGAAGAUGAGAAUCCUGUGGGGGAAGAUGGGAUCCAGCAGAUGUGCCCCCUUUACAAUCAGAUAUGCCAGAAAGACCGGAGUCCGGGCAAGCAUCGUCAAAGCAACGACCCUGAGAGAGUGUACAUCAACCCGCGAGAACAUUAUGUGUGAUUUCACUCUUUUUUUCCCAGUGGACGUCCUAACAAAAUGUUCAAUCUUCGACUGGGGAGAGAAACUGAGGACAGUGGUUCUUAUCUCAUUCUCCCUCGUGUAAAACAAUCCCAGUUUAUGUGUAUCAGAAGUCGUGAUGAAUGGCUUCGAGCCAAUAGCAACUUGGUUUCCUUCAUUAAGAGUUUCUUAGCCACCA